AUGGUCAACGGACAAAGAGAUUCCACAUCUUCUCAAACCGGCGACGACGACAACGAAGAAGAAGAGGAGGAAAUCAUUCUUGAAGAACCUGAAUUAGGUGAAGAAGAAUAUAACGUUGAAUACAUUGUAGAUUCAAGAUUCAGACCUAUCAAAGGAGCAUACGUUCUUGAGUAUUUAAUUCAUUGGGAAGGAUACGAUCAUUCUGAAGAUUCUUGGACACCAGCUACUCAAUUUGACGACGACGAUCCACCCGUUCUUGAAUUUUACGAGAAACAUCCAGACGCAGCUAGAGUAGGAACUGUUCCAUUGAAGAAAAGUCCCGUGAAGAACGGUGAUAUACGAAAUUUCUUUAGUAUGCCUCCUAAGAAAGAAAAGGUUUUCGGAAGUAUUGAUAUGAAUCGGGUAAAAGAACAAGGGAGGAAAGAAAAAGAGUUGAAAAGGAUGAAAAAGGAAAGAAAGGAAAAGGAACUCAAGAAGAAAAAGAAGAGAAAUGAGAAUGAUGAUGAUGAUGGUAGUGAUUUCGUAAUGGAUGUUAAUAUGGUUGAAGAUGAUGAUUUUAAAAUGAGUGCGGAAGAAUCUGAAGUUGAAGGUGAUGUGGAAGAAGAAGAUGAUGAUUUAGAAUCUGUUGGUGGUAUCAAAGGUUUAGGACAAGAUGCAGAGAUAAAGGCUGCAAUUAAGAACCUAAGCGAAGAUCUACCUCCUAUGAAUGAUAUAGAGUUGAUGUUUGAUCAUAUGGUUUCAAGAGUACCUGAUGUCGUCAAAUUAGUCCAACAUCUCAACGGUCGGAAGCUACGAGUAGCCACCAUGUGCUCAGGCACGGAAUCUCCUUUACUAGCUUUGAACAUGAUCGCCAAAGCUAUCAAAAAACAACAUGGUCUCACCCUUUCUUUCGAUCACGUCUUCUCAUGCGAAAUCGAACCUUUCAAACAAGCAUACAUCGAACGAAACUUUGCUCCUCCUAUUUUAUUCCGCGACGUCACUGAAUUAGGAAAGAAAAGAGCUCAUACGGCUUACGGAUCACUUGCUGCCGUACCUGGUAAUGUCGAUUUACUCAUUGCUGGAACUUCAUGUGUCGAUUAUUCUAAUUUAAACAAUCAACAACAAGAUAUUGAAGCGAACGGGGAAUCUGGUAGGACAUUUCGUGGGAUGUUACAAUGGGUCAAAAAACAUCAACCUCCUGUGGUCAUUUUGGAGAAUGUUUGUAAUGCUCCGUGGGAUAAGGUUGUGGAAUAUUUCGCUCAGAUCGAUUAUGAUGCUCAAUACGCUCGCCUUGAUACCAAGGAAUUUUACAUACCCCAUACCCGUACCCGAGUCUACCUCUUCGCCACCCCUAUGGCCAACGCCGAGAAGCACCUGUCAGAGAAGUGGGCGGCCACAGUGAAAGCCAUGCGUCGACCUUGGUCCGCCCCUUUCGAAGCCUUUCUUCUCCACACCGACGACACUCACAUCCACCGAGCCCGUCUCGACCUCGCCAGUGCCAAGGAACACAAAGAUGGCACUCAACGAAAAGCGACCGAUUGGAACCGAUGUGAAUCCAGACAUCAGCGUGCUCGUCAAGAGGAAAAGCUGGGUCUGCUUCGUCCUCUCACCGCAUGGACCGAAGCUGGUGUUUGCAAAGGUUUGGAUUGGACAUGGAACGAUUGGCUUCUCUCACAAACUGAACGUGUCGUUGAUCUUCUUGAAAUUUCUACUUUGCGCAUGGCCAAAGAAGGUGUUGAUUCGGGCUACAAAGCGUGUAUCUGGAACGUCAGUCAAAACGUUGAUCGACAAACUCAAUCUGCCAAGACCGCCCUUGCGCCAUGUCUCACACCCAACAUGAUUCCCUGGGUGACCAACCGAGGAGGACCUGUUACUGGCCGGGAAGCUUUGGCUCUUCAGGGGAUUCCCGUUAGAGAACUUCUGUUGACGAGCGAGAACGAGGAUCAACUGGCGGAUUUGGCGGGUAACGCGAUGACUACUACAGUUGUAGGGGCGUCUAUGCUGGCAGCAUUGAAAGUUGCUUUGUCAAAGAUCGUCAAGGGCGAAGAUGCAGCGGGAGAUGCGGCGAGAAUUGAGGAAGAUGCUUCUGUUGUCGAUUCCGACGUUGCGGGACGUAUCAUCGGUGAAGACAAACUCAAAGUUCAUGCUCUCGACUUGGCUAAGGUGACUCCUGCCAAUUUGUCUGAAAUCCUCGAUCUUGCCGAACGAAGUUCUAGACAUUGUCAAUGUGAAGGGCAAUCGGGUACUGCGGCGCCUAUCAUACAAUGCACCGUCUGUGGAUACAGAGCGUGUAAGUCUUGUGGUGGAAGACCGGAUCAUCAAUACGUUCCUUGUCCCAACAUCCGUGUGGAACCUGGGGAAUUCGAAAAACGUUUCAAAGAACUUUUACCGAUGCGAGUACAAGUCGCCGGACUUUCCCAAGAAGUACUCGAAUCCACUCGGUCUAAAGCGGAGAAGAAAGGGAAAGGUUCCGUUCAAGAUAAAGAUUGGACGUUAUGGAGUAAAGCCGUUUUGGGUGGAGUGAACGGAGCCGAAUUUCGUUUCCGUUAUCUCAAAAGACAAUUCACUUGGACGGCAGUAUACGAAGCACCUAAUGCCACUCUUGAUUUAUUCCUCGAUACCAAACGACCCGAAUGGCGACUCACCAUCAAAGCUCCUGCUAGUGAACCUGUCAAUUCUCGUCUUCGUGCUCUUGUCUUACAUCCUGUAGCUCGACUACGCUUCGAUUUAUCCGGACAAGACGUUUUGUGUGGUCGUUGGGAAUUAUGUCUACCAUCUCAACAUACAAUACCCAUUGAUAUCCGAGGGAAAGGAGAGUUGGUACCUUCAUGGGCUGCGUCGUUGGGUUUGCAAGGUGAAUUCGAAGGUACACAAAGAUGGUCGCAAUUAGAAGUUACUGUUCCCGAAGAAGCCGCUCAAGUACUGGAUCGUAAACUUUCAGGAACUUAUACUCUUUUACUUAAAUGCGGACAAGCUAUGGGUUCACUUCACAAGAAAGUUGAAGACGAAUCGGAUCAAGGUCUUCAACCUUUGUUUUUCUUCUUUGACCCCUCACGGUGUGGAGAAGCAGAGGACGACUUUUACGUUUUCUCCACUACGAUAGAGAGGUUAGACUUUGGAACGGAACGUGCUGUUAUCGCUACUCUCGAGCCCAAAUGGCGUGAAUCGGCAAGACCACACGACAGGGUCAAAUUACAGAUCCGUGGUGCUUGGGUUAAAUGUUCGGCUGCUCACAUGGAAGCUGUAGGAGGGGGAGAAAUCGCCGUUGAAUCUGGAAACGAUGACAACAGACGGGAUAGGGCGACCUAUGCCACUCCACCUUCUCCGGCAAGUAUCUCUGAUACAUUGAAGAACGACGGAUGUGAUCAUGCGUCUGCUCUAUUGACUUGUAGGGUGCCUUUAGAUCCAAAACACUCGGAAAGUAUGUGGCGAGAAGGGAAAUGGGGAGAAGUGGAUCUACUUCAUCAAGGAAACACCACAUUCGCCAAUUUAGCUUGGAUCACCGAACGGAUACCUCCUCUCGAUGGGGUCAGUCAAUGGACUAGAUUGUCAAGUGUGGAUGCAUCAGGAGCUGCAUGUAGUCGAUGUGCACCUCGUCCACCUAAAAUCCAUUGGAUCAAGAGAUUAGGCAAGUUGAACAAGAAUGGUGGAAAGACAAAAUCAACCAUUGUGGCUUUUGAAGAUAAACUUGAAGCUGGUCGAUACGAACAUGCUUUGAAAACUCGUCCUUCUCCAUUCGUCGUACAACUUCGUCUUGAUAAUGACGUCGGUUCUUUCCGUAUAGGACUUAACAUUGUUUCUCUCGUUCAUCGUGCUUUAUCCCGACUUCCUAUCAAUCAAAACAAAGGAGAAAUCCACCUGUCCUGGCGAUUAACCCCUGGUCAAGUUGCCGAUGUCCCAACACCACCUCGAGUCUUCAUUCUUCCUUCGAACAAGAAAGAUCCUCAACAUGGUCAACCACGUACAUUCAGAUUACCAUUAAGAAAAGAACAAUUACGAUCUCUUUGGUGGAUGCUUGAACAAGAAAAAGCCGUUGGGAAAACACAUACUUUUGUUGAAGAAGAAAUUUCCGAAGCUGCUUUACCUUCUCUUGGUUGGAGAGCAGAAGGAAAAGCGGAAAGACCAGUGAUGAUUCGUGGUGGUGUUAUUGCCGAUCAAGUAGGAUAUGGAAAAACAAUCAUCUCUUUAGCUCUAAUCGCUGAAUCUAAACCUUUACCCGCUCCUGAACCUUCACCAAAAGGUUUGAUAGAUCUAAAAGGUACUCUCAUCGUCGUUCCUGGUCAUUUAAGUAAACAAUGGCCUAGCGAGAUUACCAGAUUCACAGGAAAAGCAUUCACAACUAUCGUCAUUCAGAAUAUGAGAGAUUUACAAUCAAGAACCAUUUCAGAAUUAUCAAGAGCGGAUAUAAUCGUAAUAGCUUCUGAAUUAUUCGAAUCGGAUGCUUAUUGGGAAAGGUUUGAAUAUCUUUCUGCUCAACCUGAAGAUUGGUUGAAUGAUAAGAAUGGAGGAAGGUUCUUUGCGGAUAGGUUCGAAACUGCCAUGAGUUCAUUAAGAACACAAACUGCCGUUUUGGAAGAUGAAGGAGCUGAAAAAGUGGAAGAAAAUGCAGAGAAAAUGCAUAAGAUCGCAAAAGAGGAGGCGGAGAAUAAAAGGGAUGCUCAUAAAUCUGCGAAUUAUGGAAAGAGGAAGAAAGGACAAGCUUAUAGGGAUAGGUUUGAUACUACUUUGAAAGGGAAGAAGGAUACUACGGAAGACAUUGAGAAAUGGGAAGCUUCGGAUGAUGAGAGUGAGGAAGAACAGGAAAAAGUACCCAUUCCAACGUUUAGGAAAGCUUCGGGUACUGCAUCGUUUUCGAGUUCGGCGGUGAGGAAGGAUUUCAGGUUGUUGUCUGCGCCUGUCAUGCACAUGUUCCGAUUCCGCCGAGUCAUCGCGGAUGAAUUCACCUACCUUGACAAAAAGUCCCUCGCCGCUCUUCUUCGUCUCUCGUCAUGCUACAAAUGGGUCCUCUCUGGUACUCCCCCUGUCAGCGAUUUCCCUGCCAUCCGAAGUAUUGCCGCCUUCAUGGGUAUCCAUCUUGGUGUGGAAGAUGAUGCAGAGGGUAGCGCUUCAUCCCAAAAAGCCAGGGCAAAGGAACAAACUCAGGCGGAGAAGUUCCAUGCGUUCAGAGAAAUUCACUCCUCUGCGUGGCAUAGACGAAGGGACGAUUUGGCUCAAGAAUUCUUGAAUGUGUUUGUGAGACAAAACAUUGCCGAGAUUGAUGAUAUCCCCACGGUGGAACAUGUACACGAAGUCAAAUUGCCCGCUUCUGAAGGUGCCGUAUAUCUCGAGUUGGAACAUCAUUUGCAAGCUUUGGAGAUGCAAGCACGAAAAGAAACAAAGUUCAAAAACGUUUCACAAGGUGAUCGAAACGCCCGUCUGGAAGAAGCCCUUGCAGAUUCCAAAACUGCAGAAGAAGCACUGCUCAAACGUUGCUGUCAUUUCACUCUAGAUCUCACGGACAAGAAAAGAGAUGCCAGAUCUGCUCAAGAAGCGUGCGAUCAUAUUUCCGGCGCACGGUCGUCUCAAUUAGAAGGCUGCGAGAGAGAUCUCACCGCUUCUGUCAACACCGCCGUCGGUCUUCAUUUAUAUAUCCGGAGGAAAGGUUUCUUCGGUAAGAAUGAUGAUGAUCGACAACACUUCAAAGAAUUUGUCGACUUUUCUUUUGAUCAAACUCAACAUUUGGGAGACAAAGAAGCUGCUCAACGGCUCAUUCAUGUAUUGGAAAAGUGUGGAUUCAAAGAAGGAGGUGUUUUCCCUACCGAAACGGCAGAUGGUAAAGCUCCAAAGUUGGAAAAAGGUGCAAAAGUUGAAGAUGUCAAAUGGCAAUUACGAGAACAAACUCAUUUACUUCGUCGUCUGGCAAAAGAACUCGUCGCCCGUGUGAGAAGUUUACGAUUUUUCGACGUAGUACGAAAACUUCAAAAAGCUGGCGAAGCGGCAAAAACCGUACUUGAAUCUUCGACUUGUCCUCACAAACCUUCGACCCAUCCAAACGUCGAAAUGGCCGUUUUAUCAUGUUGUGGUCAUGUGGCAUGUUUCCAAUGUAUGUCACAUGCUGCCGACUCACAGAAAUGUGUCAAUGGUACCAAUUGUGGUGCAGCAGUCCGACAUACGAACAUUGUCAAAGUUUCAUCAUUAGGAAUAGAAGGAGAAUUAUCUUCAGGUAGAUAUGGAGCGAAACUUCAACGUCUUGUCGAUCUAAUCCAUUCAAUCUCUUCAAGAGAUCGUAUUCUCGUCUUUCUACAAUGGGAAGAUUUAGCUUCGAAAGUUUCAGAAGCUUUGACAGCUGGUAAGAUACCUCAUGAGACUUUAUCUGGGAGUGUCAAAUCUCGUGCCAACACAUUAGACAAAUUCCAAAAUUCCGACGUUGAAUCAGCUCGGGUAUUGUUACUCAAAAUGAACGAUGCUAGUGCCGCAGGAUCGAAUUUGACAACUGCGAAUCACGCCAUUUUCCUCGGUCCAUUAUUCACCAACUCUCUUCUCAAUUAUAGAGCUGUGGAAACUCAGGCGAUAGGACGAGUGAGAAGAUAUGGACAACAAAAGAAGGUACAUAUUCAUCGUCUUCUGGCUUUGGAUACGAUAGAUAUCACCAUUUUCAAUACUCGUACGGCGGAAUUGGCAGCGAAACCGGAUUAUGAACCUUUACCUCGAGGUCCUAUGGUAAUUGAUGAUGAUGAUAUGGGAGAGGUAUUGGGAGAAGGGAAGAGGAGGAAGAGGGAUGGGGAAGUUAAUGGAGAUGGAGAGGUUGAUGAUGUGAGUGAUGAACUGGAAGUAAGACCAAGAAAGAAGCCAAAGAAAGUAGAGGUGGUCGUAUACACCAGAAGUCCGGAGAAAGUUGGAUUUGGUCAGGAGGCGUUCAUGGUUCUGAGUGAUGACGAGUGA
Tremella mesenterica DSM 1558 is the source of this 6900-nucleotide messenger RNA. RefSeq lists its product as uncharacterized. The transcript has 11 exons. Bases 1 to 6900 code for a protein of 2299 amino acids. NCBI's taxonomy places the organism in Eukaryota, Fungi, Basidiomycota, Tremellomycetes, Tremellales, Tremellaceae. The record is from RefSeq and is a predicted model, not a curated record. Gene Ontology annotation, molecular function: ATP-dependent chromatin remodeler activity; ATP binding; methyltransferase activity.